UCGGGAGAGGAGCGUGUACCGGAGCUCUCAGCGAACCCGUGGAAACGCACGGACGCGAAUCUACCUGGCUUUUGUGACUCGUUUUCGUCGCGUUGUUUUCUCCCUCUUGCCGGCUUGGAGAUGUGGAUAAAUAAACGCCGGACACCGAGCAUACUGCCGUGACAUUUCUACAACGUGUAAUCGCACUGGGAAACUUUUUCUCUCCAUUAUAUAUGUAGAUAUAUUUUCGGCCGUGUAUUGUGUUGUGUUUUUCGAACUGUCAAAAGGCUUUGAUAUGAGAGCUCAACUUACACAGUUUCGUACGUACUUGCUGUACAGUGAUGUGGUGUUAACUGCCACGUAGUUCCAGCCUGAGUUCUAAUCUACACAUCGGAUACAAAAUAACUAAAAAAUGAGAUGACAAUACGUACAGUUGUAAAUGAAAAAAAGAAAGACAUGCCUCGUCGCUUGAAAACAUUUUGUGAAGCUUGAGAGAGAGAGAGAUCAAAAUAAAAACACCAAAAUAGGAUGAUAAGAUUUUAUUAAUGGGCAUUAUCGGAUUUAGACUCAAGUGGCCGAGGAGAAAGAAAAAAUCUUCCUGUUAAUUAGUGAUCAGCACAGGUCGUCCAGAUUGAAGACAGAAUGCUCUUCCCGACCGCCGCGUGCCUGCUGCUCGCCCUCUGCUGCCCCCCGGCGAGCGGCAGCAGUCAGGAGCAGAAGCAGACGUUCGCCACGAUGCCCUCGCACCAGACGGCGGUGGCGGGGAGCACGGUGGUCCUGCCCUGCCGCGUGCUCAACUUCCACGGGCUCGUUCAGUGGACGAAGGACGGCUUCGGGCUCGGCACCACCAGGGACCUCGAGGGCUUCAGCAGGUACUCCAUGAUCGGCUCGGACGAGGAGAACGACUUCAGCCUCCGGAUCGUCCAGGCGACUCUGGCCGACGACGCCGACUACCAGUGCCAGGUUUCGUCACCCACGGACAAGCCCAUCCGCUCGGACGUCGCGCACCUGACGAUCUACGUGACGCCGACGUAUCCGAAGAUCGACUACAUGCCUAUCGCCACGGCGGGAGUGCCUUAUACCUUGUCUUGCCUUACGGACGGGGCCAGACCUGCGCCGGAGAUGCAGUGGGUUGACGAGAAGGGCUCCGUCAUCACCAAAGGAACCCAGUACCACAGGAGGGUGAGACCAGAUGGAAAGCUCAUCGACACUAACUUCACUUACACCUUCACGCCCACACGACACCAUAACGGGCGUACUCUUACCUGUCAGGUGUUUAGUCCAGCUCUGAACACCGCCCUUACGACCGAGGCUGUAAUUAGGGUGAAAUAUCCCCCUCACGUGCAACUAGUUUUCUCGCCCGCCAAGUUAAAAGAGGGCGAGGAGGCUUUCGUCACGUGCAAGGUGGAUGCCAACCCCAACAACGUGACUUACCGCUGGUUUCGCGAGGGCAAGGAGGUGCCCGGCGCCGCGGGGGCCACCAUGCCCUUGGGCGUUCUCUCGAGGAGCAACCAGUCGGCCACGAUCGCCUGCGAGGUGACCAACGCCCUGGGCACAGCGCGCAAGACGGACCAGCUCAAUAUUCUUUACCCGCCCAUGUUCGUAGCUGAGCCGAGCAGCGUGUCAGGCGAAAUCGGGAACAUGGUGACGAUGAAGUGCCGUGUGGACGCCAAUCCCACGGCAGAAAUUUACUGGUCGAGACUCCGGGACAACGAGCUGGUCGGCACAGGCGAGGAACUGACCAUCGAGGCUUCCAAAGCGACGGCGGGCGUGUACGUGUGUUCGGCCCGCAGCGAGAGCUUCCCUUCCCUCGACGCCCAACUUCACUUGAGACUCCGAGGGCCUCCGAGGAUCAAGACGCCCUCGGUGCUGGUCGUUCGCGAAGGACAGAAUGCGGUCCUGCGUUGUUCCGUGGUGUCCGUGCCCCAUCCCGUGUCGCUCACGUGGGAGAAGGAGGGCGUGAGUCUCAGUCCAGACGGCGACUGGGAAGUGAAGGAGGACCAGCGGGCGGACGGCGUCGUGUCCACGCUGACCAUCUUCAACGUCUCGCAGGAUGACUUCGCUUCCUACAACUGCACAGUCAUCAACGAGUACGGCGUCGGGACUCAGCAGAUUAUCCUCCAGAGACCACAGUCACACAGCAAUCAAAGACACCACAAAGACCUUUCCGUGAAGCCAAACAAUAGAACCAGUCUUCGUGAUAUGAACUCUGAUGCAGCCCGAAGCACAUCCGGAAGAGCAGACUCGGACAACAAGGAAGAGAGGUCGAGGGCCAACUCGUCCUUGUCUGAGGGCGAGAGAGAGUCAGACAGCGGCUGGGAGAAGAACAGCACCAAUUGUUCGGGUAAACGCGACCUAACCCCCUCCUUGAGUCGUGCACACUACACCUCAGCGACCACAGUGUUCCCCCCUCCCGUUAAGAAAAUGAUCCAAAAUCUCUUUGUCUGA
Messenger RNA from Penaeus chinensis, 2427 nucleotides. Its product is annotated as irregular chiasm C-roughest protein-like. Lineage: Eukaryota; Metazoa; Arthropoda; Malacostraca; Decapoda; Penaeidae. The coding region runs from base 622 to 2427 and encodes 601 amino acids. The record is from RefSeq and is a predicted model, not a curated record. Gene Ontology annotation, cellular component: cell-cell junction. Gene Ontology annotation, molecular function: cell adhesion molecule binding. Gene Ontology annotation, biological process: cell-cell adhesion. The transcript has 11 exons.